CCUCUGUUCCCCUCCCAGGGUCCCUGCAGCAGCAGCCAGGCUACCAGUAUGAGCUCCAAGUGCAGGAAUCGGUGACAGUGCAGGAGGGUCUGUGUGUCCACGUGCCCUGCUCCUUCUCCUACCCGUGGAGUUCGUGGUCUUCCCCUAGCAGCCUCUACACCUACUGGUACCGGGUCAGGGACAACAUAGACUAUGCUGCUCCUGUGGCCUCAAACAACCCACAUAAACCAGUGAAGAGAGAGACCCAAGGCCGCUUCCUCCUCGGGGACCCCAGGACCAACGACUGUUCCCUGAACAUCACAGACGCCAGGAGGAGUGACUCAGGACGUUACUUCUUUCGAGUGGAGAGAGGAAAUUCUGUGAGAUAUAAUUACCGAGAGAAGAUGCUGGAUUUGCAGGUGACAGACAAACCCCACAUCCAGAUUCUGGAGCCCCUGGAGUCCGGCCGCCCCACACAGCUGGCCUGCAGCCUGCCAGGGUCCUGUGAAAGGGGACAGCAUUUCACCUUCUCCUGGGCGGGAGCCGCUGUGGACUCACUGGACCCCCAGAUCCGCCGCUCCUCGGUGCUCACCUUCACCCCGAGGCCCCGGGACCACGGCACCAGCCUCACCUGUCAGGUCCAAGUCCAACAGCCUCUGUUGACCUCACAGAGAACCAUCCGGCUGGACGUCUCCUAUGCCCCAGGGAACCUCACCAUAGGCGUCUCCUUCAGAAACGACACGGAGCCCCUCCCAGCCCUCAGCACCAGGGCUGCUGGCGCUGCCCCAUGUGGGGCUGGAGGCAGAGGGGAGUUCACCUGCCGGGCUCAGCACCCACUGGGCUCCCAGCUCCUCUCCUUCAGCCUCUCUGUGCAGAGCUGCCCUCCCUGCAGAUGUGUGACCGAGGAGCAGCGGGGCUCCUGGCCCCUGGUCCUCACCCUGAUCAGAGGGGCCCUCAUGGGGGCUGGCUUCCUCCUCACCUACGUCCUCACCUGGCUCUACUACACCAGGUGUGGAGGCCCCCGGAGCAGGAGGCAGAGCUCCUGAUGGAUCCCCCCCUUCCUCUUGAGAUGGGACUGA
This is a messenger RNA of Myotis davidii, 1058 nucleotides long. RefSeq names its product sialic acid-binding Ig-like lectin 14. Gene Ontology annotation, cellular component: plasma membrane. Gene Ontology annotation, biological process: cell adhesion. NCBI's taxonomy places the organism in Eukaryota, Metazoa, Chordata, Mammalia, Chiroptera, Vespertilionidae. Gene Ontology annotation, molecular function: sialic acid binding. The record is from RefSeq and is a predicted model, not a curated record. The annotation marks the transcript as partial. The transcript has 6 exons.